AUGGCUACCCAAGUCAAGCGAGAUUUUUCGGGAGAAGAAUCAAAGAAUGGCGGAGUAGAGAGCCAGGUCCAAACAGUCCUCGAGAAUGAUAGUAUUCCGGAGGUCUCUUCUAUCCAUUGGUUCCGCUCCACUCGAUUUCAAGCUGCUGUUAUUGCAGGGGUAUUCUUUUGUGGCCCUGGCAUGUACAGUGCUAUAGCUGGUCUUGGGGCCGGAGGGCUGGAGAGCCCUCACUUGGUCAAUAUUACCAGUGGCAUGUCCUACGGGAUGAAUGUGGUAUUCGCUCUCUUGACUGGAGUCUUUGUCAAUGUUCUCGGUGAACGGUUGGUACUCAGUAUCGGUGUCCUGGGGUUUAGCAUCAAUGGGGCUUCGCUGUACUGCAAUAAUAAGUACCACACGAACUGGUUUCUGUAUCUUGCUGCUGCGAUCCAGGGAUUCACCACAGCGCUUUUAUGGGUUGUCCAGGCAUCGAUCAUGCUGGCAUAUCCAGAGCCAAAUUUUAGGGGGAAAUUCAUUUCCAUUUGGUAUUCCUCUAUUGCUGCAGGCCAGGCUGUAGGAGGUGCACUUUCUCUGGGCUUUAACGUACAUAGAGAAGAAGCUGGGGCAAUCAGUCCUAUCACAUAUAUUCCGCUUAUCACAAUUGCUGCUUGUGGACCGUUCAUUGCAUUGCUGUUAUCGAGUCCAGCUAAAGUCAUUCGUCGCGACGGCAUCAGAAUCUAUUCCAAGAAACAACCAAAUGCAUUAGAGGAAGCAAAAAAGAUUUUUAGUGCUGUAUCAAGAAAGGAGAUGAUACUCCUUCUGCCUAUGUUCAUAUUCUCGCAAUGGUUCCUCUCUUACAAGGGAACCUUUACAGCGGUAUACCACUCUGUCCGUGGACGGGCGCUCACCUCCUUUGUGGGCGCAUUCGUGGGUAUUGCUGGGACAUUUACAAUGGGGAUUUUUCUCGACACUCCGCAAAUGUCACGGCCAGCUAAGUUCCGCUGGGGAUUUAUCGGGGUCUAUACGUUGUACACUAUUGUUUGGGUAUGGUACACAGUGGUACAAUGGUACUAUGCGAAGACAACCCCAGUCGGUCUGGACUGGACACAGCCAGAGUACUAUGCUAGUUUUUUGCUGAUAUUGUUGGACGCAUUCACCGAUCAUGCGUUUCAGACAUAUACUUACGCACUGAUUGGCUCUCUGACAGAGGAUAUCAAUGAGCUGGAAAGAUAUACCGGUUUCUUCAAGGCAGUGAACACGGGCGGAGCGGCUCUGGGUUAUGCAGUGCAAACAAAGUGGAGCAUGAUGGGUGCCGAAUCAUUGUUGUAA
Molecule: messenger RNA, 1305 nt
Organism: Talaromyces amestolkiae
Lineage: Eukaryota; Fungi; Ascomycota; Eurotiomycetes; Eurotiales; Trichocomaceae
Exons: 6
Coding region: 1-1305 (434 amino acids)
Biological process (GO): transmembrane transport
Molecular function (GO): transmembrane transporter activity
Source: RefSeq, a predicted model, not a curated record